AUGCUGAAGACUGAAACGGAGGCGGGCCACCAUGGCGCGAGCCUGCACGGCCACAACGCCGCGCGGCGGCAGGCCAUCACCGAGCUGCUAUUCUUUGCGAGUGUGGGGGACCUCUUCCGCUGCAAGAAGAUAUGCAACACCUGGAGGAUCGAC
Messenger RNA from Monoraphidium neglectum, 153 nucleotides. RefSeq lists its product as hypothetical. The transcript has a single exon. The record is from RefSeq and is a predicted model, not a curated record. Lineage: Eukaryota; Viridiplantae; Chlorophyta; Chlorophyceae; Sphaeropleales; Selenastraceae. The annotation marks the transcript as partial.